Messenger RNA from Geodia barretti, 1664 nucleotides. The record is from the annotation of a GenBank genome assembly. NCBI's taxonomy places the organism in Eukaryota, Metazoa, Porifera, Demospongiae, Tetractinellida, Geodiidae.
CAAAAGCCAUGGACGACGAGGCCGAGACGUACAAACUGUGGCGCAUCCGCAAGACAGUGAUGCAGAUGUGCCGUGACCGCGGCUAUCUGGUGACGCAGUACGAGCUGGACCAGACACUAGACCAGUUCAAGGAGCAGUUCGGAGACAGGCCAAGGUUCGCCUCACGUGAUACUUUCAUUUGACUCACUGGUUUUCUUCGAUGUUCAGUGAACGUCGACCUAAUCGGACGGACCUCUCUAUUCUGGUGGCCCAUAACGACGACCCCACAGAUCAGAUGUUUGUUUUCUUCCCAGAGGACGCCAAGGUCGGAAUAAAAACCAUCAAACAAUACUGUCAGCGGAUGCAAGAAGAGAAUAUAUCUCGAGCCAUCAUUGUGGUUCAGCAGGGAAUGACUCCGUCGGCCAAACAGUCUCUGGUGGACAUGGCCCCCAAGUACAUUCUGGAGAUGUUUAUGGAGGCCGAGCUGAUGAUCAACAUCACUGAACACGAGUUGGUUCCGGAGCAUGUCGUCAUGACACCAGAAGCGAAGAAAGAACUGCUGCAGAGGUAUAAACUGAAGGAGCACCAGUUGCCACGGAUACAGCAGAGUGAUCCUGUCGCUAGAUAUUUUGGACUGAAGAGAGGGCAAGUGGUGAGAAUCAUAAGACCCAGUGAGACUGCUGGAAGAUAUGUCACCUACAGAAUGGUGCAGUGAAGACUGUAUAAUUAUACUGUCCACCUCUAUCAACUCUCUCUUUCAUCACAUGAUUGCAAGAAGCUUCAGCUUUUGUCUAUAUUGUGCUUCACAUAACAAUAAGUGUGUCUUCUAAAUGCAAAUCAGCUCGCGUCACCUGGCCACAUAAAAAAAUAUCAUCAUGUGAUGCAAUAAUUCAGGUGUAAAAAUGUACUCUGUUGUAGUUCGUACCACAGCCAGACAUAAUUCCAUUGAGAAUAAAUUAAAAUCCUAGUAGAGUAGUUCAGGCUACGUAGAUAGAGGACACCCAUCCCCGUCAUCUCUGGAGUUAAGGGCAAAUAUGAUGAGAUCAGCGAGCCACCACGCGAAGAAAGAGGAGGGAGACAAACGAGUUCACAGAGCAGCAGAAGAUGCACAGUGCCGACGUGUCGUCGUCUCUCUUUCGUGCCACGGCGCAGGACGCACACUGAAAGAAGCAGAGCAACAGACCUAGAAUAAUCUGAGGGACUGCCAGAUCGUAGCGCUCUAUGUAGAAGUUUGCGGCGCCAAAGUUGAUGAGGAAGAUGCUCAGGAGGAGGGCAACUACCCGUCUCCUGGUGUCCCUCCUGCACUCCCCACUGCUGUUGGAGAAAUGCCAGCAGUUUCUUAGCUGGCAGAAGUUGGUGGAGGGGUCGUAGUAGAAGCACUCGAGGCUCUCCGUCGUCCCGUUGCUGUCGGCGGUGUAGACGUCGCAGUUGCAAAUGCCAGUGGUACUGUUACACUCCCCCACGAGGGCGUAUCUGCUGCAUACAUCCUCCUGGUCGUGUCGUCUGGCUCCACAGUCCGUUCCGUUGGGUGGCAGCUCAGAACACGUGCUCGUAAAUAUUACGAAGCCUACUAGUAGAGCCAGUUCUAAGCUCUUUAAACAGUUCAUUAUCCUUGGUCUUGGAUCUUCAAUCCCAGUUCUGUAGUCUUUAUCACUGAAUUUUGAGGGCUGUCAUCUCCACAGCAA